Messenger RNA from Papilio machaon (common yellow swallowtail), 1067 nucleotides. RefSeq lists its product as uncharacterized. NCBI's taxonomy places the organism in Eukaryota, Metazoa, Arthropoda, Insecta, Lepidoptera, Papilionidae. The record is from RefSeq and is a predicted model, not a curated record. Bases 377 to 1006 code for a protein of 209 amino acids. The transcript has 2 exons.
GUGGAGCGAAACACCAUAUAAAAUAAGAUGUUAUUCACUGCACAGCAUUCAUACUGGGAUUAGCAAGGGCAAGGGAUUAAAUCAAGAUGGUGUCUAAAGUAUUAUACUUAUUUGCACUAAUAUUAUUUAUAUUUGUGAUUAAAAGUCAGUCUGCGCCUUUGAUAGAAUCUAAAAAAGAGGUACAAGUUGCUCCGGUUAGAGAUUCAAACGAAAUGAUGGAAACAGCGGAAUCACAGAAUCCGUUCCUGCCGCGGUUUGCCAUGAGAAGGUUAAAAGAGAGACGGGAGAGAAUUCGGGCACAAAGACGACAAAAUCAAGGGGUAAGGAGAUCCCAAACAGCUAGACCUCAUUGUACCCAUUGGAGGACGUAUAAAAAAUGAAGACUUGUAUUUUAGUACUGAUAUUAGGGAUAAUAAGUGUAAUCACAAGUGCUGAAGAAUUAAAUCAAAAGAAUCCAUUACCAGUCAAUGAGUCACAACAUAAUCCAAUAGAAGAUACGACUAAUGUUAGUAGACAAGAUGAGCAGGAAAAUUUAAACACCCAAUCGGAUAUCAGUAACGAAAUUACUGAAAAAUAUGACAAUGCCGAAAUUGACAUAGUUAUAGAAGAAAGUAUUGAAGGUACACAGGAUUUUACUCCACCAGAAGCACCUUUUGAAGCUUCAGUCAAUGAAUUAAUUCUACCAGGAGUACCAACAUCUCUUGAAGGUAUACCUAAUGAAUUGAUAGCACCUGAACCGGCAACAACUGUAAUAUACGAAGAUGAAGUCCAAGAACCACAAAUAUUUAAUCCUUAUAUAGAAGACAAUGUAAUUAUAAAAGAACCCGGCGAAAUUAUGGAGACCGCAGCUGGAUUUGUUCCUAUUCCAAUUAUUAGAAACAGACAGAAACAACGAAGACGCUUCGUCACCAGAAGAAAUUUCCAACGAUAUCCUUUUAGAAGAUUUCACUUCUUUUAUCCCUAUCCAUUUUAUCAUCCCAGCUCUCUGAGGUAUUAUAGAUUUUAAGUCAUACCAAAAAAGUUUUGUAAUUUUUGUAAUUUUACAGGAUAUUUAUUAAGUUUUUAAU